AUGAGUUUAACUCAAGGAGGUUCCAGUAAUGCUUCAAAUUCAGAUCCACAGCAAGCUAGAUUGGAGGAAUUAAUGCAGCAAAUUCUUCAGCAGCAACAAAAUCAGGAAAGGCAGAUUGGGCAAUUGGCUUCUAGCAUUAAUCAGAUUCAAGCUCAGGGAUCGAGUCAAUUGCCAUCUCAAACAAUUCCGAAUCCUAAAGGGAACGUUAGUGCAUUAACUUCAAGGAGUGGGAGAAAAAUUUCAGAAUCUUCAAGAGGAAGAGCUGCUGCUGAAAAUUUUUCAGAAAUCCAGCCAUCCAGUUUCAGCAAUGAAGAAUUUCCAGAAGUGCAGAAUGUGCCAGUUUCAAGUUCUCAUCAAAUUCACAUUGAUCCAUACGGUUUGGAGCAUUCACAAGGAGAUGGAAGCUUAAUUUCGGAAAAUUCCAGCUGCUUUUGUCCAGCUGAGCCAGUUCCAGCAGGAAACCCAGAUCUCAACAAAUCUGGAAUUUCAGAGUAUCAUCAGUCAGCUCAGAAAGAUUCAGAGCCGAGCCUUCCCUUACCCUUUCCUCAACGCAAAGUUCAACCAAGAAGAGAUGCAGAGGAGGAGAAAGCUAAGGAGUUCCAAGAGCUUGUGAAUCUAUUUAGCAAGGUAGAGGUUAAUGUUCCCUUACUCACAAUGAUCAAGCAAAUUCCAAAGUAUGCAAAAUUUUUGAAGGAUCUUUGUGUGCACAAGAAGAAGUUGAAGGGGAAUGAGUUGAUUAGCAUGGGCAAGAAUGUGUCUGCACUUCUUCAAACAGUUCCUCAGAAAUGCGAAGAUCCUGGAGUUUUUACAGUCCCUUGUGAGAUUGGGAGUAGUCUUUUUAAAGAUGCCAUGUUGGAUUUGGGGGCUUCAAUUAAUGUGAUGCCAAAAUCAGUUUUUCAGACUUUGGGCAUUGGACCAUUGCAACCUACAGGAGUAGUCAUUCAAUUAGCUGACCGCAGCCAGACUCACCCAGCUGGAGUUAUUGAAGAUGUAUUGGUGAAAGUGAGAGAACUUAUCUUUCCUGCAGAUUUUUAUAUCCUUGACAUGGAGGGAGACUAUCUGGCCAGUAGAUCUCCACUCAUUCUAGGACGACCAUUUUUGAAGACUGCAAGGACCAAGAUUGAUGUUCAUGCGGGCACACUUUCUAUGGAGAUAGGAGACACAAUGGUCCGAUUCAGUAUUUUUGACGCUAUGAAGCAUCCUAGAGAAGAUCAUUCUAUUCUUAGUUUGGAUAUUUCAAAGGACCUAGACAGUAUAGAUUUCUUUUCAGUGAUUGAUUCAGACUCAGAUGCUGCAGAGGGUGGUAUAGGUGAUUUUUUGUUUUCAGAAGAGGAGGAUAUUUCAGCCUUGGUAGGGGAUGAUGAGUCUGGUGGAGUAUUUCCAAGUGAGAGAGAGAAUUUAAGUGUAGGGGAUUGCUUAGGAGAAGCUCUAUCCCUAGGAUCGCUCAGAGAAGAGAAAUUAUGCGUAGGGGAUUGCUUAGGAGAAGCUCUACCCUUAGGAUCGCCUUCCGUUGACCAGACACAGGAUGAGUUGAAGCCAUUGCCGCCACACUUGAAGUAUGCUUAUUUAGGAGAGAAUCAGCAGCUACCUGUCAUCAUAGCCCAGAAUCUAGAACCAGAACAAGAAAGCAGAUUAUUGGAGAUUUUGAGGCAGCAUAGAAAGGCCAUUGGAUGGACUUUAGCAGAUAUUCCUGGCAUCAAUCCUUCUAUUUGCAUGCACAGGAUUUACUUGGAGGAGGAUGUGAAACCAGUGAGACAACCCCAGAGGAGACUUAACCCACUGAUCCUUGAUGUAGUAAAGAAAGAGGUGACUAGACUUCUACAGGCAGGUAUCAUUUACCCUAUUUCUGACAGUAAGUGGGUAAGUCCCAUCCAUGUGGUUCCAAAGAAAUCAGGGGUAACAGUUGUGACUAAUGAAGAGAAUGAAUUUGCAUCGACCCAGAGGAUCAGGAGAAGACCACCUUCACUUGUCCUUUCAGUACCUUUGCCUACAGACGGAUGCCAUUUGGAUUAUGCAAUGCUCCAGGAAUUUUCAGCGAUGCAUGGAUUCAACAGGAGAUUUAUUAGGGACUUCAGUCAGAUCGCUCUUCCAUUGUCUCAGUUGCUUCAGAAAGAUGUGGAGUUUCAUUUUGAUCAAAGGUGUAAGGAAGCUUUUCAGAGAUUGAAGGAGGCUUUGAUUUCUACUCCUAUCAUCAGGCCACCAGAUUGGGCUUUACCUUUUGAGCUGAUGUGUGAUGCUUCGAAUCUUGCCAUAGGGGCAGUACUUGCACAGAGAAUAGAGGGAGCACCACAUGUGAUCUGUUAUGCAUCGAAGACCUUAGAUUCGGCUCAAGCAAACUACACCACAACAGAAAAAGAGCUUCUUGCCAUUGUUUUUGCUUUAGAUAAAUUUCGAUCAUAUUUACUUUGUUCUCACGUGGUUGUAUUUUCUAAUCAUGCAGCGUUGAAGUUUCUCCUCAAGAAGCCAGAUGCUAAGCCCAGAUUGAUUAGAUGGAUGCUUCUCCUCCAGGAGUUUGAUUUGGAGAUUCGUGAUAGGAGUGGGAAGGAGAACUUGGUUGCAGAUCAUUUGAGCAGAAUUGAAGGGGAUUUGGAUCACACGGUUAUUGAUGAUGAUUUUAGAGAUGAGCAACUCUUUCGGAUGCAUGAUGAGUUACCAUGGUUUGGCGUGCCCAGGGCAAUAAUCAGUGAUCAAGGGUCAUAUUUUUGUAACAGACGCAUGAAGACUAUGCUGAGCAGAUAUGGAGUUUCACAUAGAAUUUCCACUCCCUAUCAUCCCCAAACAAAUGGACAAGCCGAGGUAUCAAAUAGAGAAGUGAAGUCAAUUUUGGAGAAAACAGUGAGACCUGACAGGAAAGAUUGGAGUAAGAGAUUAAAUGAUGCACUUUGGGCUUACAGGACAGCUUUCAAAACACCAAUAGGGAUGUCUCCAUAUAGGAUGGUGUAUGGUAAAGCUUGUCACCUUCCAGUGGAAAUUGAACAUAGAGCAUUUUAG
This is a messenger RNA of Zingiber officinale, 2991 nucleotides long. RefSeq lists its product as uncharacterized. Gene Ontology annotation, molecular function: nucleic acid binding. Gene Ontology annotation, biological process: DNA integration. NCBI's taxonomy places the organism in Eukaryota, Viridiplantae, Streptophyta, Magnoliopsida, Zingiberales, Zingiberaceae. The transcript is spliced from 4 exons. The record is from RefSeq and is a predicted model, not a curated record. The coding region runs from base 1 to 2991 and encodes 996 amino acids.